AAGGUUAAUUAAAAAAUUAUGUAAACCCUUCGUUGCGGACUUGCGGUACCGAGUCGGUCAAAAGCAAGCAUUUGUCACGAUCGCUGCAGGCGAGUGCGCUAGUGUGAUCUGCUCGUAUUUAAGUACACCACUGAUUACUGAUUACAGCUAAUUUCUCCGAGUGUACGGAGGCCACCUAUUUGGAAGAAUUUAUAAUAGACGAGGUCGUUUGAAUAAUUCCGCGCCGUUGUUCUGUCAUUUCCCAGCAAUUUCCGUUGGACGUGUUCGUUUCAAUUUCAUAAACCCGUAGUCCAAGCCUUCCCCUACUGUUCCAUUCCCUUCUCCUUUGUUUACUACUCAUUCCUCACUCCUGCUGACUUCAUUAGCUUCUUUUCCCAUCCUCAUCACUUCAUUCCACAACUGAUUGGAGCGCCAAUUCUUCACCUGGGUUUCUGGUUGUUGAACUUGUGUGUAUGUUUUUCGCGGAUCUUCCCAAAAAUCUGUACUUUUUUUCAUGGGGUUUAGAUGAUAGUGACGAUGAAGCGGUUUGGGUCUGUCAUGUUUUAGUGUGAUCUUAACUUGAUCCUCCAUGGCUUCGCUUCUAAGAAAAUUGCGGCCUGCUGCGUCAUCGUCGAUUCACGAUGAUGGCAACGAGUUUAGCUAUGAGUACUCGUUUGCAACAGAGUACAAGGGCCCUCCUCUCAAUUUCUCCAUCCCUCAAGUAACCCCUUUUAAAAUUGAGCAAAUCCCAGUUGCUUCCUUAGCUUCUUCUUCAGUUGAUCAACUUUCCGUGCCAGUUAUUCAACCUAUUGUGAAAUCUAACAAAAAGCUGAAACUUAAUGGAGAUGUUCUUGUUUCUUCAGAUUCAAAUUCUCCUGCUAUUGAAUUUGCUAUCUCUGGCUCUGCUGAGUCAACGAAGACUGGCUCUUUGCGAGUUAGGGUGGAUACAGUAGAUAGGAUAGAUAAGUCAAGCUCGUUAAACAGAAUUUAUGAUGCUUGUAAGUGUAGCACAGAAAAUAUAUCACAGAAACUUCAGACUUCUGGGUCUUUUGGAGUUUCUGGCAGGGGUGAAAUUGUUAGCGAGUCUCUUGAAAGUGAAUUGAACCCCACAAAUUCAGAUACUGCAGAGUCAGGCUCAAGCUCGCGCUCAGCUUCUUCCGGCAUUUUUUCAUGCAGAGAAGAUGACCGUAACAAUAACGCACCGGUACAUGUCAAUCGGCCUUCAGUUGUGACUUUUCUUAGUUCAGAAGAGUCACUUGAGAUGGCAGUUAACGAGAACUUUAGGGGUUCUGAGGUUGCGAGCAUCCCUGUGAGGCCACAUGCUGAGAGAACAGGGAAGAAAGGCACGUGCUAUAGAUGCAAAAGAGGAAAUCGGUUCACUGAAAAGGAGAUUUGCAUUGUGUGUCGUGCCAAAUAUUGCCGAUCCUGUGUUAUAAGAGUCAUGGGGUCUAUGCCUGAAGGAAGGAAAUGUAUCACUUGUAUUGGUUUCAGAAUUGAUGAAAAUAUGAGGAUUACCCAGGGAAAGUGUUCUCGUAUGCUCAAACGCAUGUUGUCUGAGGUGCAAGUAAAACAGAUAAUGCAAGCUGAAUUGAAUUGUGAAACUAAUCAAAUGCCCCCAGAACUUUUUUUUGUGAAUGAGGAUCCUCUUGACCGAAGCCAGCUAAAGCUGUUACUGAGCUGUCACAAACCCCCAAAAAAGUUUAAACCAGGCUACUAUUGGUAUGAUAAAGCAUCUGGAUUUUGGGGAAAGGAUGGUCAUAGGCCUUGGCAAAUUAUUAGCCCGCAACUAGAUGUUGGAGGUCACCUGCAAAAACAUGCAAGCAAAGGAGACACAAAAGUGUCAAUAAAUGGCCGAGAAAUUACGAAACGCGAGCUCACGAUGCUGAAGCUAGCAGGAAUCCCAUGUGAAGGAACACCUAACUUUUGGGUUGGUGAAGAUGGCUCCUACCUGGAAGAGGGGCAGAGGAAUGUCAAAGGGCGUAUAUGGGAUAAGACAAUAGUGAGGAUAGCUUGUGUCUUUCUGCGUCUGCCAGUUCCUUCCAACCCCAUAGCUCCCAGUGGUGAAAGCGAAGGAGGAGAUAAUAGAAUCAAAGAUAACCUUGUACAGAAAAACCUUUACAAAUUUCUUCUCGUUGGUUCUAUCAAAUCUGGAACAAGUACUAUAGUUAAACAGGCCAAGCGUCUGUACAACAUUCCUUUCUCUGAAGAAGAGCGCCAAAAUAUCAAGUUGGUGAUCCAAAGUAACUUGUAUACAUACCUUGGUAUAUUGCUGGAGGGGCGUGAGACUUUUGAAGAGAGCUUGUUGGAGAAGAGGAACGGACAGAUUGCUGACGAAUCCACUUCAGCUGGGAACACAGGCGAAACUACUUAUACAACAAUCUAUUCCAUUAGCCAAAGACUGAAAGCUUUCUCAGAUUGGCUUAUCAAAUAUAUGGUUUCGGGCAACUUGGAUGUGAUAUUUCCUGCCGCUACUCGUGAAUAUGCGCCUCUUAUAGAAGAGCUAUGGAGGGAUGCAGCCAUUCAAGCAACAUACAACCGGAGAAAUGAACUAGCUAUGCUACCUAGAGGUGCAAGUUAUUUUCUGGACCGGGCUGUUGAGAUUUCCAAGGUAGACUAUGAACCCACCGACAUGGAUAUCAUGUAUGCUGAAGGGAUAGCAUUAUCUAACAGUCUCACUAUGGUGGAAUUUUCAUUUCCCAAGACAAGUUCUGAGGAAUCCUUGGACCCUGAGUAUCAGCAUGACCCUUCUCUCAGGUACCAACUCAUCAGAGUACAUCCAAGAGGCCUUGGAGAAAAUUGCAAGUGGCUGGAGAUGUUUGAAGACAUGGAUGUUGUCUUGUUCUGUGUCGCCUUAACUGAUUAUGAUGAGUAUACUGUAGACAGGAAUGGAGUUUCUACCAACAAAAUGAUGGCAGCCAAGCAACUAUUUGAAAACAUAAUCACUUAUCCUUCCUUCACUAACAAGAAAUUCCUUUUGAUUCUGAACAAAUUUGAUCUGCUUGAGGAAAAGAUUGAACAAAUACCUCUAACUCGAUGCGAAUGGUUUUAUGACUUCAAUCCAGUGAUCAGCAAGAAUCAGAACCGAGACAAUAAUUAUACUAAUAACCCUCCAUUACCUCAGCGAGCCUUUCAAUUCAUUGCCACCAAGUUUAAGAGGCUUUUCCAUUCUCAUACAAACAGAAAGCUGUUUGUUUCAUUGGUCACCGGGUUGGAACCCGAUACUGUUGAUGAUGCUCUCAGGUAUGCAAGAGAAGUUUUGUUAUCGGAAAAAUGGGAUCCUUAUAUCACAGGUGAGAAGUUUGAGAACACUUCAACAUCUUUUGAUGAGAUUGAGACAACCUCUUGAGGGUUCCUCCAAUUCGUCAAGUCUGUAUAGGGAUGAGUAAAAGAAGAAUCAAGAAAAAGAUUCAGAAAGUUCUGACCUGCUGUCAUGGUGCUACAAAAUUCUUUGUACAUAUCAAGCCAUAAAAGAUGCAGAACAUAAAUAAGAUCGUCUCUGAAUUUGAUAUGAGGGGACAAAAGAUUUUUUUUAUAAUUUUAUUCUCUCUAUUCUCACAAGAUAAACUGCAACAAAUAUCCAUAGAGAAGUGAACCCCCCCCCCUUUUUUAAAAACCUUUUUCUAUUAUUUUUCAGUCGUUGUCUGAUGAAAUUGGUAUUUUUUUUUGUUUUUUUUGAAAAAUAUCUCGAUGAGAAAAUCCUGUACCACAAAGUAACAAUUUCCAAACUUCUUUGAGUCGA
Prosopis cineraria is the source of this 3718-nucleotide messenger RNA. RefSeq names its product extra-large guanine nucleotide-binding protein 1-like. Gene Ontology annotation, biological process: adenylate cyclase-modulating G protein-coupled receptor signaling pathway. The coding region runs from base 569 to 3325 and encodes 918 amino acids. Gene Ontology annotation, molecular function: G protein-coupled receptor binding; G-protein beta/gamma-subunit complex binding; guanyl nucleotide binding. Gene Ontology annotation, cellular component: heterotrimeric G-protein complex. The transcript has 8 exons. NCBI's taxonomy places the organism in Eukaryota, Viridiplantae, Streptophyta, Magnoliopsida, Fabales, Fabaceae. The record is from RefSeq and is a predicted model, not a curated record.